Lacerta agilis (Sand lizard) is the source of this 2630-nucleotide messenger RNA. It is a transcript of the gene AKAP3, whose product is annotated as A-kinase anchoring protein 3. Bases 113 to 2479 code for a protein of 788 amino acids. Gene Ontology annotation, cellular component: sperm principal piece; cytoplasm. The record is from RefSeq and is a predicted model, not a curated record. The transcript is spliced from 4 exons. Gene Ontology annotation, biological process: intracellular protein localization. NCBI's taxonomy places the organism in Eukaryota, Metazoa, Chordata, Lepidosauria, Squamata, Lacertidae. Gene Ontology annotation, molecular function: protein kinase A binding.
AUUCUUUUAUGUAUAUAGAUAUAUGGCAACUUAUGGAAGCCAUUCCUGGAUGUUGAGAGUGUCAGCAAGUUUUCAGAGACGUGCCUUGGGCCUACAAAUCAUUUGAAAAAGAAUGAUGACCGAGAGUAUCGACUGGUUGCAGAGCCAGAGUGGAUUGUGUAAAGUUGAUCGUUAUACCGCAAGUGAUGAGGAGGACCAGAACUGGGCAACCGACUCCGCCAAGCUUUUUCAGCAAACUGCCUCUGAUCCGCUCAAAGUCUUAAGUUGGCUCCGAAAAGAUCUGGAAAACUGUGCCAUCGGAGUGCAGAAUGUGUUGAAUGCCAGUAACAACGCAGGGGGUGCAAAAUCGAGGGAUCCGUCCACAACGAGGCAAAACAUGCCGCAACGCAACGUACGUUCCCCGGGCGGUUUCAGUGUCUGCGAUGAGGAAUUCAGUGUGAAUGUCAGCUCCAACAGGGCUUCACCCACCUUUCACUUGUCCAUGAAGGCUUCUUGUCAGAAGGAAUCCAAGGAUGAAGAAAGCGAUGGCUCUACUUCACCCAACACAAACCCUGAUCCAGAUGACGUAUCUUUUUAUUGCAAUAGGCUUUCCAACCUUGCCAUAGCUAUGGCCCGGAAAGAGAUGAAUGACCGGUCAGAUGGCAACAACACAUGCAUACAUAAGUCGCUUUAUGGCCCUGCUGGGGACCACGGCCACAGGUCUAUUGGGGUGGGUACAGAGGAGAUCAAGCAAAAUGUACCACCCAAGAUGUGUGAAGGCGAAUAUGAAGAAACUCCAGCUUCUAAGAAGAAAACCGCAUUUUAUUACAAAGAAGAAAAUGCAGAAAUACCUAAUAAGAGUGACCCUUACAGGGACGGGAUCAAAGGCUGCAACCGCAAGAAGCGAUUUGGUUCAGACGAGUACAGCAAUUCACUGAGCAAAGGGAUAUUGGUUUAUGCCAACAACGUGGUUUCAGAUAUGAUGGUCUCGGUUAUGAAGACCAUGAAGGUGAAGGUGAACGACUCCAACAUCGCUUGUGCAGUGUUGAAGAAGGUUCUGCUGAAGCACUCCAAAGAGGUUGUGUCUGAUUUCAUAGACUCCUGCAUGAAGAACUUACACGAUGUCACCGGAACGCUCAUGACCGACUCUGACUUUGUUUCAGCCGUGAAGCGAAGCCUCUUCACUCAGGGAAGUCAGAAGGCCUCCGAAAUUGUCCAGGCCAUGCUGAAUCGCUUACACAAUGCUUUGAUUGUACAGAAGCACGUGAGCGAUAGGGGGAAGUCUCAGAGCAUGGCCUUUGCAAGUGUCAAGACAGGGUCCGGACAUGAUGGAAAGUCUCAAAACAUGAGGUUUUCUGCCACAAAAACAGAAUCUUGUAGAGAGAAAGAAAUGACCUGUGCAGAAACCGUGGGCAACCACAUAAUCAAGGAGGGCCUCACCAUGUGGCACCAGAAACAACAUGACGACUGUUCAAAUCCCCAGUCAUCAAAAGCUGGGUGGAAUCCAGAAAAUCAAGAUCUUGCUAACCUCUCAACAGAUUCUUGGGCAAGAGACCUGAUUGUGACAGCAUUACUGCUGAUACAGUAUCAUCUAGUCCAGCAGGAGAAUGCAUUGAAGGAGGCCGAAUGUGGCAGGAGCAGCAAGGCAGGUGGAACCGGGUUCGGGUUCUUGUCUCAAGAUAAAGGGGGCAAUGCCUGUACACUACCUUUAUCAAAACAGUUUGACUCGUUGAAGCAAAGUGACGACGAGCAGUCCGAGACAAAUGCCGAAAAUGAUAUGUCAAGUGUCGUAGUCAUGCUCAUGCAAAAGCUCAUCAAUGAGACGGUCAACAAAUUAGGAGGAAACGCUGGACCUUUGAUGGCAGACGAGGCCUGCAAGAGCGCUUACAAAUGCCCCGAGGGACCUGGGCCUUCCGGCUCUUCCGAAAUAGACCACUCCUAUGAGGAGGCCAUUUCUGGACUGACCAAAAUGAUUCUGGAUCAGUUUGACGUCAACAGGAAGGAAGGAGGCAGCGGCCCGUUCAUCGACAACCUGGUAGAUACAGUGACCAAAUUGUGUCUCAUGAUAGCCAAAUACAGCAACCCUGAGUCAGGUCUGGGGGAUAUGGGAGACGGGGAAGAUGCUUGCGGGCCUCUGUAUGCAAAGGGCGCCGAUUCUGCAGAAAGCCGAAUAGGGUCAGGGGAAGACACACUGUCUGGCCGCAAAGUGGUUGUAACCAACCAGAAUGCUCCGGAGAACAUUCAAAACAAACAGCUUCAAGCCAUCCUUCAGUGGGUAGCAGCCUCUCAGUUGAACGUCCCUGUGUUGUACUUCAUGGAUGAUGAUGAAGAGACCCUGAAUAAGCUUCAGCAACUCUCCACAGUGGCCGUGGACAGGGGCUACAGCGUAGGAGAAGUGAUGCAGGCAGUUCUGAAGUAUGAGAAGGAAAGGCAGCUGGGGGAGGCCUUGGGCAACUUUGUGCGGCUGCCGGUUCUGGACUGGCUGCUUCAAAACCUGUGAACACGACGGCCUCUCCCUGCCCUCUCCGAGCGCAGGCUUCUCUUCCGUCACAGCGUUAAUUUCCACAGCACUCAUUUGUCAGAUAUGAUGUUAUGAGUUUUACUAAAUCUCCCCCUGCUGAGCAGUCAGAUGAAUAAAAGGAAAUACUUAA